This is a messenger RNA of Gossypium raimondii (Peruvian cotton), 462 nucleotides long. RefSeq names its product probable serine/threonine-protein kinase PBL20. The record is from RefSeq and is a predicted model, not a curated record. The transcript has a single exon. Lineage: Eukaryota; Viridiplantae; Streptophyta; Magnoliopsida; Malvales; Malvaceae. Bases 1 to 462 code for a protein of 153 amino acids.
AUGAAGUGUUUUCGCUCUUUCAAAGACAAGUUUAGAAGCCAGGGGCAAAGAUCAGACCCAAUGUUGAAAGGAGAAAGAAAAGCAGAUGGAUGUUCAGGGCCUGACCGGAUCUCAAAGUCUUCUUCCGCAUGCUCAGCAGCUUCUCCGCAUAACACACCCGAGUUGUACGAAGCAAAAUCUCACAAUUUGAGGGUCUUCUCUUUUUCAGAUUUUAGGGAAGCCACUUGUAAUUUCGAUCUGCUACAUAAGGUUGGCAAAGGCGGCUUCAGGAGCAUCUACAAAGGUACAAUCAAGCCUGCUGAUGAGCCUUUCGAGGUUGCUAUUAAAAAGCUUUACAAUAAUGAUUUGCAGCUACGUCCUGUUGUUUCUGUGUUGAUUAGUACUGAGUUGCUGAGUUAUAUAGCUGGAAUUACACACGAAUUAUGCAGUUUAAAACCUUUUGUUAUCACUCAAUAUUCUUAA